Xylaria bambusicola is the source of this 2359-nucleotide messenger RNA. RefSeq lists its product as uncharacterized. The coding region runs from base 295 to 1881 and encodes 528 amino acids. The transcript has a single exon. Gene Ontology annotation, molecular function: protein binding. The record is from RefSeq and is a predicted model, not a curated record. Lineage: Eukaryota; Fungi; Ascomycota; Sordariomycetes; Xylariales; Xylariaceae.
GCACAUAUAUAUAUAUAUAUAUACUCGUGCUUUGCCGCACCGGCAACCUGCGCCUCUUUAAGACGGAGCAAUUGAUCGACUUAGGCGUCGGUGGGAUACAGCUUGCAGGACAAGACUGUUAAGCGGCCAUCAGCCUCGCUACCCCGACGUCACUAUAUACUUUCUUCGCCAACUGCGCAUACGUGGACAUACAUAUAUACGAAUAUCCUAAUUGCUCUUUUGGAUAUCGAACCCAGGGUACGCACACCAAAUCAAACCAAAGUCGAAAGACUCCCUCGGCCCUUUCCCCCCCCAAUGGCUGCAAUCAUGUCCUCUGGCUCAUCUCCGGCGACAUCGCCUCCAGCAGUAAUCUUGUCGCAUUCUCCUUCACCGAAUCCGAACCACCCCCCAUUGCCUCCUUUAAUAACAUCGCCGCCCUCGCGUCGAUCUGCAAUUCCUCGCCCAAUGUCGCACGCUUCCAAGAACAGGCUCUCUCAGUACUCGACGGGCUCCAUUCCGUCGCGGUCACGCCCCACGUCUCAUUUAUUCCCUAUAUUCCAUUCAAGCCUCUCCUACACCAUUGUCCGUGAUUUCGCCUAUCCGCCGGUGAAUCCUAUGCACUAUGGCCCCCCUCCAGAACCUUCUCGACCGCCGUCCGGAAUGAUUACACCUGCUAGUGAAUCGCGACGAUUGUCCGACCCUCCGCCAUCAUGGGAUAGCAAGACAUCGUGGGAAUGGACGGCAGAUGGUGGAUACGGAAAGAGCGGGGAGUUGGCCCCGAUCCACUUUGGCGACGGGCCUCCGUGGAGUGAGGAUGAGGAUCUCCAUAGUCCUGUUGUUAGUUCUCGGCACAGGAAAAACAAGUCCACCUCUGCGACUAUGGGGCAUGGGAAGCCGAGGAGCGAUGGAUCAUCUGGUAUGGGUGGCAGCCACUUCAACACCGAGACGAGAUACUACGUUGGUACAAGCGGCGAUGGCAGCGAAAGAUAUUAUGUGAGCCAAGGUGGAGAGGCCAAUGGUCCUGGUGGGGAGUUCGUCACGUAUCCGCCAGACCAAACUCGUCAAUCGACAGCGGCGUUUCGAUCGGCAGACCAGCAGCCUCAACACUACGCCGAAAACAACGCUGGAUAUCAAUCCGAAUCGGAUACGUCGAGUGUUGCAUCUUCGCCGGGUUUCAAUGCAUAUGACGAGUCAAGGUAUUCUCGGGACUACCAAUUUACUAUUACCUCGCCAGACGAGGAAAUGCACGGCAAAGCCGUUGCCUUAUUUGAUUUCGAACGAGAAAACGAGAACGAGCUCCCUCUUGUUGAAGGUCAAAUUAUCUGGGUAUCGUACCGACAUGGGCAAGGUUGGCUUGUAGCGGAGGAUCCUAAGACUCAGGAAAGCGGGCUUGUCCCCGAGGAAUAUGUCCGCCUCCUUCGUGAUAUUGAAGGUGGCAUGACGAGUCUCGUGGCCCAGGUCGCUACGACCGAUGGCUCUGCAUCACCUAAUGAAGCGGGGACCCCGACACAAGCUGAGCAUAGUGGCCAGAUUUUACCUGCUUCACAAUCUGGACACACGCCAUCUUCAAGCACAUCGAAUGGGUACCACCAACCGAUAGUGUCCACGUUUUCCACCUCUAGUAAAGAUCUGGACCCGUAUCCGCAACAUUUGCUGGGCCAACAUGGGCAAGCCCCACAGGUUGUGCAUUAUCAUGGGCAACGAGGGGGUAGUCAGGCAAAUACGCCAACAGUGCAAAACACGUUUGAUACUGCGCUUGGCAGGCGGGGCAGUUCGGAUGUUAGGCGUAGUGAUUCGACUUCUACCAAAUCUCAACCUUUAGAGAUUUUACCAGAUGCGAGACUGACAGCUCCCGUAGCGGAUUCUGUCAAGGGAAAAGAACAGGAACAAACCCCACGGUGACAGUCAAUCAUGAUAUCAAUAAUACAUACAGUCUUCUGUCAUUAGACGAUUAUGUGUGAAAUCUUAUGAGCCAUUAAAACAUCAGCGUUUCGCACUAUGAUCUCUGGGAUUGACUGGCUGUCUGCGGUUUGUUAUAAAACCAACCCACGGAUAAACACCAACCAUUUCGUGCCUCGUACUCUAUAGAGACCGUACGGAGGCCAUAGCUGCUCCUGGCUGAAUGACAUUGCUAAAGUUGGUACCUCGAUUUGGAAGAUAAGUCUUGACCGGGCUCGAAAUACAAUGAAACGGAGAUGUGGAUCUCAACUAUCAUAGGUGUUGGUAUUGUACAGAGAAAAAGAGAGAUGAUCUGGCGUUUCCUGUGCAGGGAAAAAAAGACCGGGGGGGGGGUACGAUCUAAAUGACGUUUUGACCAUGAACGAAUUGAAUCGCAUGACUCUGCCUAUUGGCAAGCAAUAUUUUCAAUAUAUUUGACCCU